UCUACCUGCUCUUUCCCAAUCACACUCUCUCUCUUUCCCCUGCAGAUAUCACAAGCUGAAGCUGCUGCACCUGCACACGCCUUCUCUAGUUCUCUCCAGCUUACAGCUAGCUGCAGUGCAAGCAGCUGCUGAAUUCCCCCAUGAGCCUCUGCCUCCCUGCCUGCCCCCGUAUGUAGCAAGAACAAGAACACCAGCGAGUAACACAGGCUCGCUACAGUGGUACUAGAUUACCGCUUGUGCGGGCAUAGUGAUCGUCUAUAGUUGUGAAUUGCGAUGCAGCAGCAUAGGUGGUGAGCUGCUGCGGCUGCUGCUGCUGGUACGUAGAUGGAGGAUCUGUACAGCAUCCACCCGGGGAUCUCGCGGGUCGGCGGCGCGGCGAGCGAGGCGUCCGGCGUGGGCGUCGUCGUCGGCGGCGGCGGCGGGUCGUCGUCGUCGGAUCUGACGGAGCUCAUGAAGGCUCAGAUCGCCGGUCACCCGCGCUACCCGACCCUCCUCUCCGCCUACAUCGAGUGUCGCAAGGUGGGAGCGCCUCCGGAGGUGGCGUCGCUGCUGAAGGAGAUCGGCCGGGAGAGGCGCGCCGGCGGCGGCGGCGGCGGCGCCGGGCAGAUCGGCGUCGACCCCGAGCUCGACGAGUUCAUGGAGGCGUACUGCCGGGUGCUGGUGCGCUACAAGGAGGAGCUGUCCCGGCCGUUCGACGAGGCGGCGUCUUUCCUCAGCAGCAUCCAGACGCAGCUCAGCAACCUCUGCAGCGGCGCCACCUCGCCGCCGGCCACCACCGCCACGCACUCCGAUGAAAUGGUGGGGUCCUCCGACGAAGACCAGUGCUCGGGGGAGACUGAUAUGCUAGAUAUAGGGCAAGAGCAAAGCUCCCGCUUAGCUGACCACGAACUCAAGGAAAUGCUUCUGAAGAAGUACAGUGGCUGCCUCAGCCGGCUCCGGUCCGAGUUCCUGAAGAAGCGGAAGAAAGGGAAGCUACCAAAGGACGCACGGUCGGCACUGCUUGAAUGGUGGAACACACACUACCGCUGGCCAUAUCCCACGGAAGAAGAUAAGCUGAGGCUUGCAGCGAGGACAGGUCUUGACCCAAAGCAGAUCAACAAUUGGUUCAUCAACCAGAGGAAGAGGCACUGGAAGCCAUCGGACGGGAUGCGGUUCGCGCUCAUGGAGGGCGUGGCGGGUGGAUCGUCCGGGACGACGCUCUACUUCGACACUGGCACAAUUGGACCAUGAAUUCAUUUUUGAGCAAUGCCGCCUCUUGAGAAAAUUGGCCAUUUAGGCAGUAAUAGUAGGACAUGGUAUUUGGUGGUGAUUGUGUCUAGCUAUGAUCAAUCUUUCAGCAGGUCAGUGUUAUUCAGUUCAGGGUAAAGUAAUUGCCUCAUUGUUUUGGCAGAUCAUGUGUAUAUGGCAUCGUACCAAAUCAAAAUGUAUAAUCGUUAGGUAAUAUAUAUCUUGGGGAGACCUGAAAAGGCUGUUAUUAGUAGUUUCAUGUAAUGGCUCAACUCAAGGGUUGUGAGUAAUCUUUGUCCACACUGCGUACCCAGCUGGACUGUUAGAUAGGCCGAGGACUUGAAAAAGGUAAGUUUACCUGUACUAAAAUGUUUGCCUAUUAUUUUGUCUAUAUUUAUAAAUUCAUUUGUUCGGACUUCAUUUGUUU
Messenger RNA from Oryza sativa Japonica Group (Japanese rice), 1654 nucleotides. The record is from RefSeq and is a predicted model, not a curated record. NCBI's taxonomy places the organism in Eukaryota, Viridiplantae, Streptophyta, Magnoliopsida, Poales, Poaceae.